AUGGUGAACCUCAACCUGGAGCGUGAAAAGCCUCAGGCGUGUUCAGAGACAAAAUGCAAUGAACUGUAUUUGGAAAUCGUAGAAGGACAUGCCAAAGUGCUGAGCUGCCAAUUAAAAACACGCGACUCAGCUAAUCUAACCUGCCGAGCUUUCUUUGGGUACAGCGGAGAUGUCAGUCCUUUAAUUUACUGGAUGAAAGGAGAGAAGUUUAUUGAAGAUCUGGAUGAAAAUCGAGUUUGGGAAAGUGAUAUUAGAAUUCUUAAAGAGCAUCUUGGGGAACAAGAAGUGUCCAUCUCCCUAAUUGUGGACUCAGUGGAAGAAGGUGACUUGGGAAAUUACUCCUGCUAUGUUGAAAAUGGAAACGGACGUCGACAUGCCAGCGUUCUCCUUCAUAAACGAGAACUAAUGUACACAGUUGAACUUGCUGGAGGGCUGGGUGCUAUCCUCCUGUUGCUCGUUUGUUUGGUGACCAUCUACAAGUGUUACAAGAUAGAAAUCAUGCUCUUCUACAGGAAUCAUUUUGGAGCCGAGGAGCUGGAUGGAGAUAACAAAGACUAUGAUGCAUAUUUAUCAUACACCAAAGUGGAUCCUGACCAGUGGAAUCAAGAGACUGGGGAGGAAGAACGUUUUGCCCUGGAAAUCCUACCUGAUAUGCUUGAAAAGCAUUAUGGGUAUAAGCUGUUUAUACCAGAUAGAGAUUUAAUACCAACUGGAACCUAUAUUGAAGAUGUGGCAAGAUGUGUAGAUCAAAGCAAGCGGUUGAUUAUCGUCAUGACCCCAAAUUAUGUAGUUAGAAGAGGCUGGAGUAUCUUUGAACUGGAGACCAGGCUUCGAAACAUGCUUGUGACUGGAGAAAUCAAAGUGAUCCUAAUUGAAUGCAGUGAACUCCGAGGAAUUAUGAACUACCAGGAGGUGGAAGCCCUCAAGCACACCAUCAAGCUCCUGACGGUGAUUAAGUGGCACGGACCAAAAUGCAACAAAUUGAACUCUAAGUUCUGGAAACGUUUACAGUAUGAAAUGCCUUUUAAGCGGAUAGAGCCCAUUACCCAUGAGCAGGCUUUAGAUGUCAGUGAACAAGGGCCUUUCGGGGAGCUGCAGACUGUCUCGGCCAUUUCCAUGGCCGCGGCCACCUCCACCGCUCUCGCUACUGCCCAUCCAGAUCUCCGUUCUACCUUUCACAACACGUACCAUUCGCAAAUGCGUCAGAAACACUACUACCGAAGCUAUGAGUACGACGUACCUCCCACCGGCACCCUGCCUCUGACCUCCAUAGGAAAUCAGCAUACCUACUGCAACAUCCCCAUGACACUCAUCAACGGGCAGCGGCCGCAGACCAAAUCCAGUAGGGAGCAGAACCCAGAUGAAGCCCACACAAACAGUGCAAUCCUGCCGCUGCUGCCAAGGGAGACCAGUAUAUCCAGCGUGAUUUGGUGACAGAAAUGCAAGGGACGACGGCUACGUCCCUUGGCACUUGAGUGAAGUCCGCAGUCCAGUGCCUGGAACUAAAUCCUCGACUGCUGCUGUUAAAAACAAACAAACAAACAAAACAGAACAAACAAGAACAUGCAUUACAAUCUUUAGAACACGAGGAAAAACAGGGUCUUGUAUAUAUGUUUUUUGCAAUUUCUUUGUAGCAUCAGUGUCUUCCCGUUUUACCAUGUCUCUUACCACUACAUUUUUUGACUUUGUUUUAUAUAUCAUUGGAAUUUGUAUAUUUACAUUUUUUUAAAGAAGAGACUGAUGUAUAGAUAGAAAACUCUUUUUUGCUUCAUUAGUUUAGUUUUAGAAAUGGGUUUUUAUUUUCCCUUCUUGAUUUGCUUUGGCUUUUAACAUUUCCUUGGGGUGCUUGGACAAAUCUAUCCGAUGGAACAAGGAGCACCGUAUCCUCUCUCGGGUUCUGCCUCGGAUCAGCAGGACCACAUCCGCCUUCAGCGAGCAGUGCCAACGCCAGCAUUGCCAUUUGGGGAGGGGGGGGAACACCAACCAACCAACAAAAAAAGAUGAGAAGAACCUUGUUCAUUGGAGGGCCGCACCAAUCAGAGCCCCAGAUCUCUUCCUUGCCCCGCCUCUACCCUUCUAAUAGCGGCAUGAUGUGUAAACUUUGUGGAGGGGUGGGGGUGAGUCUAGCUGUCUUAACAUUUAAUUCACUGCUCGUCAGAAUACACUCCAGACCCAAAGGUGUGCUAGUCACUUGACAGGGACCACUACAGAGUGCUAAGAAGCAAAGAUCGAGAGCAUGAAAAUGGGGGGAGAGAGUGUUGUUUCCGUUUUUAAAAUGAG
Molecule: messenger RNA, 2280 nt
Organism: Echinops telfairi (small Madagascar hedgehog)
Lineage: Eukaryota; Metazoa; Chordata; Mammalia; Afrosoricida; Tenrecidae
Gene: IL1RAPL1
Product: interleukin 1 receptor accessory protein like 1
Exons: 6
Coding region: 1-1434 (477 amino acids)
Biological process (GO): signal transduction; negative regulation of exocytosis
Source: RefSeq, a predicted model, not a curated record